Messenger RNA from Acanthosepion pharaonis, 735 nucleotides. Lineage: Eukaryota; Metazoa; Mollusca; Cephalopoda; Sepiida; Sepiidae. The record is from the annotation of a GenBank genome assembly.
AUGAUCUAUCUAUCUAUCUAUCUAUCUAUCUAUCUAUCUAUCUAUCUAUCUAUCUAUCUAUCUGUCUGUUACUUAAAUCUUUUUUUAUCAUCUCUAUCAUACCGUAUUUACACAUGCUGGCUAAAGUUAUGUCUAACAAUUUGUAUCUUUCUUUCGGUUCGUGAAUCUUUCUUUAUAAUAUUGUAUCUCAACUCAAUCUAUCUAUCUAUCUAUCUAUCUAUCUAUCUAUCUAUCUAUCUAUCUAUCUAUCUAUCUAUUCAUAUCCAUCGAAGUCUUUUCCUUCCUUCCUUCCUUCCUUCCUUCCUUCCUUCCUUCCUUCCUUCCUUCCUUCCUUCCAAUCUAUCUCUUCGCCUUUUCAUAUCUAUCUAUCUAUCUAUCUAUCUAUCUAUCUAUCUAUCUAUCUAUCUAUCUCAGUCUAUUCAUAUCCAUCGAAGUCUUUUCCUUCCUUCCUUCCUUCCUUCCUUCCUUCCUUCCUUCCUUCCUAUCUAUCUAUCUCUUCGCCUUUUCAUAUCUAUCUAUCUAUCUAUCUAUCUAUCUAUCUAUCUAUCUAUCUAUCUAUCUAUCUAUCUCAGUCUAUUCAUAUCCAUCGAAGUCUUUUCCUUCCUUCUUUCCUUCCUUCCUUCCUUCCUUCCUAUCUAUCUAUCUAUCUAUCUAUCUAUCUCUUCACCUUUUCAUAUCUAUCUAUCUAUCUAUCUAUCUAUCUAUCUAUCUCAGUUUGUUCCCAUCAUUUCCUGA